Molecule: messenger RNA, 1296 nt
Organism: Macroventuria anomochaeta
Lineage: Eukaryota; Fungi; Ascomycota; Dothideomycetes; Pleosporales; Didymellaceae
Product: NAD(P)-binding protein
Exons: 2
Coding region: 237-1175 (312 amino acids)
Source: RefSeq, a predicted model, not a curated record
AAGCUAUGCGACGGUAACUUUACGAAAUCGAAGAUCUAUUGAUAAGCAGCGAUGAUGGGGCGUUACUCUGCGAACUGAUCAGCCAAGUUGCAACUGCCGAGUGGACCCUGAACGCGAUGACCUCAUGAGAAUUAAUAAUACAGACCGCAAAUCACAUGCCUAGUGUAAUACACAGUAUACAACAACGCGUGCUCUCAUCUCUCUUGACACACAAGCAAUGCUUUUGAACUGACAACAUGACGAUUGCUCUUACAAGCGCAACAGGAAAGCUCGGCGGCGCCGUGCUGAACGCCAUCCUCGAGAAUAAGCUCAUCGACCCCAGAGAGCUGGUUGUCUGCACAUCCUCAGACCCAAGUGACUCGCAUUUUGACGGUCUCCGCUCCCAAUCCAUCACCCUCCGCCAUGCCAACUUCGAUGAUCCCUCCUCGCUCACACGCGCCUACGCGGGCUGCUCCAAGUUGUUCCUCGUCUCCACCCCUCGCACUGAAAUGGACUACAACGACGCACCCCUCUGGCAAGGCCGCGAGAAACACCACCGUGCCGCCAUCGACGCCGCCCUUGAAGCAGGCGUGCAGCACAUCUACUACACAUCGCUCGGUUUCGCGAACCCGAGCAAAGCGGGCGUUAUGCGCGCGCACAUACGGACAGAGGCGUAUUUGCACGACCUGGAGAAGGAAGGGAAAGUGCGGAUUACGAUUAUUAGGGAGGGGCUGUAUAAUGAGAGCUGGCCGCUGUAUUUCGGAUACUACUUCGGUCUCAAGGACGAGACGAGGAGGGAGGUUGUAGUUGCGGGUGAUGGCCCAGUCAGCUGGACUAGUAUCCCUGAUAUGGCGUUCGGGACGGCGAAGGUGCUUGCUGCGCCGAGCGAGGCGUGGAGCGGAAAGACGUUUUAUUUGAGUCAGAAGAAGACGUGGACGUUGCAUGAUAUUGCACGUAUUGUUAGUAAGGUGAGGGGAGAGGAGAUAGGGCUUAAGGUAGUGGGGAGGAAGGAGUAUGAGGAGUUCUAUGCGCAGAAGGGGACGGAGAGGGCGAGUGUCGAGUGGUGGAGUAGCUCGUAUGAUGCGCUGGAAGACGGGGAAUGCGCUAUUGACGACUCGACAGUUGAGGAUUUACUGAAGGAGGCGGGGAAGAGGCCGAAACCGCUGGAAGAGACGAUCGAGGAGAUGCUGAAGUAGGUCACAUCAUGGAGUUGUUUGCAAAUAUUUUAUCUGGGUUGCUUUCAAUUUUUGGAACUUAAUCAUUAGAAAUUACCCCCAUAAGAAACUACCCCCAUAAGAAAUUACCCCAUAAGAAAGU